CACUAGAACAACAAAUUUUUCGAAAAAACCUGCCAUUUUACACCCAUCAUUCACACGGAACAUUGACAACUGACAACUUUCAACAUGACGCAUCGACAGCAGGGGGCGCACCACGCCUUACCGUUUUAAGGACAAGGACGCGCGGGCUCUACAUUUUAAUAUCGGCAUUAAAGACGAAUUAAUGACACGGAAAAUUUAAACAACAAGAGCGUAUUUAACUUAUACUUGACACGGCGUUUCAAAUUGGCACACGUGUGCCAAUUUCUAGACAAAAGUUUCCCUAUAGUUGUCAAUGUCAUGAGUGUCAUGACAUUUUUACUGCAAAGGAAAUCGUCAUUCUCACCCAAUUUUGUAAAAUUAAUGUAAUUGUAGUAAAUUUAGAGCUACAUUCUCAUAAUAAUAAACAUCCAAAAUCAUUUUGUUCUUUCUUUAACUUGUCUAAGCAAAUUUAUUACUCCUUAACCUCUUCCACUCCUUAAUGACUUUUCCCGAUAACUUCUCUAACUUACGACUUUUAGCUUAGUUAGGUCAAUAAUUUGUUAAUGCAUAAAUUGCUUCGUUUUGUCACCACUGGGCCUAAUACAAAAUCGAAUCCAAUUUGUUGAGUUUACCUGCGUUAAAUAAAAGUUCAGGUGAUUGUUAUCAGAUUACAACAGUAAGCUACUUGUUUUAUUAAUGAAAACGCAUCGACAAAUAUGAAGUUUAUGUGGCACAGGCUGAUUUGUAAAAACCGAAUUAAUCUUAGACUAUUGGACAAUAUCUGCAGAAGCGCCUCUCUUUGUGCACAAAACAAUAAACACGAGACAAGUUCCCCUCACAGACUGUUCUUGGGAGCUUCUAUUGCAACUCUACUAGCCUACAAACUUUAUGACUAUAAGAAAAAUUUAGCAUUUGCCGAGCAAGAGGCAUCAGACACUAAAGCUGGGGUUGCAAGGGAAGGUUUACCUUAUUAUUCUUUACAAGACGUGUCCCAACACUGCAAUAAGGACACCCGAAUAUGGGUGACUUACAAGGAGGGCGUUUACGACAUCACGGACUUCGUAGAGGGGCACCCGGGGGGUGACCAAAUCUUACUAGCCGCAGGCAGCUCAGUUGAGCCCUUUUGGAUGUUGUACGCUGUGCACAACAACCCCCACGUUUGGGAAAUACUUGAAACUCUAAGAAUCGGAAAUGUGACGAAAGAGGAUGCGGGAAAACUGACCGAAAACAUGUCAGACCCUUACAGCACUGACCCUAAACGGCACCCAGUAUUGCACCCCGCGUCUGUUAAGCCCUUCAAUGCCGAGACUCCGCCCUUUCUUCUUGUGCAACAAUUUAUCACCCCCAAUGAGUUGUUUUAUGUCCGCAAUCACCUUCCUGUGCCUAAGGUGGACCCAGAAACUUAUGAAUUGGAAAUUGAAAUUGAGGGCAAAAAUAAGACACUUAGUUUAACAUUAGACGAGUUGAAAAAACUACCGAGACACACUAUCACGGCCACGAUUAUGUGUGCGGGGAACAGACGGAGCGAAAUGACUAAAGUAAAGCCGGUCAAGGGGCUGAGUUGGGGGGCUGCUGCGGUCGGGAACGCGACCUGGACGGGGGUGCGUUUGAGGGAUGUGCUAGCCUUGGCGGGGGUUGACGAAGACGCCGCUUUUAAACACGUACAAUUUGAAGGGCUUGAUUUUGACCCGACUGGGAAAACCUACGGGGCCUCGAUUCCCUUCUGGAAGGCGGCUAGUAAAAGGGGCGAUGUGAUUCUAGCGUUUGAAAUGAACGGGGUCCCAAUACCUCGCGAUCACGGGUUUCCAGUCAGAGUUAUAGUUCCGGGGACUGUGGGGGCGCGCAAUGUCAAAUGGCUUGCUCGAAUUAUAGUGUCGGAAAAAGAGAGUGACUCCCACUGGCAACAGAACGAUUAUAAAGGUUUUUCGCCGAGCACUGACUGGGACACUGUCGAUUUCACAAAAUCACCAGCCAUCCAAGAACUGCCGGUGAUUUCGGCGAUUUGUCAACCCUCAGAGGGCCAAACAGUUCAGACAGACGAUGGCCACAUUUUAGUCAAAGGGUAUGCGUGGUCUGGCGGGGGCCAAAAAAUAGUCCGAGUUGAUGUAACACUUGACGAAGGUGAUACUUGGCAUGUGGCCAAUCUGGACCACCAGGACACAGCAGAGCCGCCUCAGCACUGGAGUUGGACCUUGUGGUCGGCUCGCAUUCCAGUUAAACCGGGGACCAAGACAGUUCAAAUAUGGGCCAAAGCCGUGGAUUCCUGCUACAAUACGCAACCAGAGUCCUUCAAAAACAUCUGGAAUCUUCGUGGAGUCCUCAGUAAUGCUUACCAUCGUGUGACGGUGAAGUUGCAAUGAAGGAAACUAUUUUUUGAGCUCAAAUACCAUUCAUAUUGUUAUUAUUUAAAAUGUAUCAUUGCAAAGAAAAAUAAAUGAUUUCAUUCAAA
Tribolium castaneum (red flour beetle) is the source of this 2428-nucleotide messenger RNA. It is a transcript of the gene shop, whose product is annotated as shopper. The record is from RefSeq and is a predicted model, not a curated record. Gene Ontology annotation, molecular function: heme binding; molybdopterin cofactor binding; sulfite oxidase activity. Gene Ontology annotation, cellular component: mitochondrion. Gene Ontology annotation, biological process: sulfur compound metabolic process. The transcript is spliced from 10 exons. Bases 696 to 2339 code for a protein of 547 amino acids. NCBI's taxonomy places the organism in Eukaryota, Metazoa, Arthropoda, Insecta, Coleoptera, Tenebrionidae.